UCUUCCAUAAAAACACUCAGUAUCUACAUUUAAAAAAAGGUUAAAAAAGUGAACGGAAGAAGUUUGGUUUUGCUUCCUCACAUGUGAAGCCCUUUUCAUGCUACACUUCUUCUAGUUUUUCUCUCAAUAAUACUACCACUUUUCAUCAACUCAGAACUUACACCACAACAUAAAAACAUAACCUCACUCUCUCGUUAGAUUCAACUUUGUCGCUCAUUUUCGAUUCGUUCAACAACGACAACAUCCAUCUCCUCGCACAGAGUUUGCACCACCUUCAUCAAGAGCUUGCAUCACCUAAUCGCAACCUCUUAAUCUCCGUCCAAUAAACAUUUUUGUCGAUCAACUACUUUCAUGUAAGUAGUUCAAGUUGAUUCCUCAACGUGCAUACGCUACCCGCUCCAACACAAGAAGAAUCAUGGAUGUAGUUCGAGAAGAACAAGCUGCCUUCAGAGAGGAGAUGGACUAUGUCAAAAGCAAGAUUGAGCAGAUCUUUGAGGCUAUACAAGCUCUGGCUAGAAGGGAAGAAGAGGCUCGUGUUGCCGCUGCUGCAAGGAACGAUGCUCUAGUUCAAGGGGUUGCUCUUCAGUCAGGACCUUCAGUUCCUAUUCCAAAUCCCAUUAUCUACGGUCUUCCUCCAGGUUUUGUUCCACCGCCUGAAAGAACUCAUGUGCCUCCACCUGCGCAUACUUCUGGAGUAGCUGAUGGAGUCGCUGCGCAAGGACCUCCGAUAGUCAAUCAGGUGGUCAUUCCCUGCACUGAUGAGGAGCUCCAGGACGAGUUUGAAACGCAGAAUUACAAUGGAGCUACUCCAGUGGUCAUCCCUACUGCUGCCCAAGAUUCUGAGGCUAUCUUGAUGGGUCGUGCUCUGGCCGAAAGGCUAAGAAUCUUGGAAGGACAUAACUCAACCCGAUUGAGUGCCUUGGAGAUGUGUCUGGUCCCAGACGUGGUAAUUCCUCCAAAAUUCAAAGCACCGGAAUUUGAAAAAUACAAAGGCCUCACAUGUCCUAACAUACACUUGAAAAUGUAUUGCAGAAAAAUGGCUGCCUAUGCCAGAGAUGAUAAGCUCAUGAUCCAUUGCUUUCAGGACAGUCUAACUGGGGCAUCUUUGGAUUGGUACAUGCAGUUGGAGUGUAGCAACAUCCACACUUGGGAUGAGUUGGCUGAAGCAUUUGCAAAGCAAUACAAAUAUAAUACUGACAUGGCACCAAACCGUACUCAGCUUCAAAGUAUGGCCAGAAACACCAUUGGUUGAUCGUGAAUUGAUUAACAUUUUCAUGGGUACCUUGUAGGGGCAAUAUUAUGAAAGAUUGAUCAGUAGUGUGUCCACAGGAUUUUCUGACAUGGUGAUCAUGGGAGAAAGAGUAGAAGAAGGACUGAAAAGUGGUAAAAUCCAGGGAGGUUCCAGUAGUCAACCAAUCUUGAAGAAGCCUUUCAACGGAUUCAAAAGGAAGGAGGGUGAGACUAGUUCCAUUUCUUCUCAGAGGGGGAGGGCACCAUACAAAGCUCUUGCUUCUGUGCCUUAUUAUCAGUACCCUUACAUAGCGGCUGCUCAAUAUCCAACCAUGCCUUACCGUCCAAUUGCUCCUGUUCCUAUUCCAUCUCCGGUACCUCACUAUCAAGUUCCAGUUCCUUAAUAUCAAGCUCCACAACCUCAGUUCCAGGCUCCGCCACCUCAACAUCAACAGAGAAUUCAACAGAAUAAUCAACCACGUCCAGUUCAGCACCAACGAACAAAUCAACAGAGGCCAUAUCAACAGUACAAUAAUGUGAAUACCACUCCUAUCCCAAUGACUUACACUCAAUUGCUACCGUAUCUGAUUCAGAAUGGGACUGUCGUGCCAAGGGCAUUACCUCCAAUGCCGAAGCCGCAUAAGCCUUGGUAUGAUGAGAAUGCUAGAUGUGCCUUUCAUGCUAAUUCAGAGGGUCAUACAACAGAGAAUUGCAAAGUGUUCAAGCUCCGGGUCCAAGAGUUGAUAGAUCAGAAAAUAUUGUCUUUUGCUGAUGUUCCAAAUGUGGAGAAUAAUCCUUUGCCUAAACAUGAUGGUUCAGGUAUCAAUGAUAUAGAAAGUUCAACUGAUGAUGGAUUGAUAAAGGAUGUGUUCAAGUUGAAGACUCUUUUAACAGUGGUCCAUGCUAGAUUAAUGGAAGCAGAAAUGAUGAAUGGAGUACAUGAUAAUUGUGUGGUGUGUUCAUCCAACCCUGAUCAGUGUGUUGAAUUCAAAAUUUGUCUUCAACGUUUGAUGGAUCAGCGGGUUAUUCAGUUCACCAAAGCAAAGAUUGAUGAGGAUGUUGCUGUGAUUGUGCCUGUGUUUGAUCAGGAGAGGCUUCCCAAGCCUUUUGUGGUCCUUUAUCAAAGAAAUGCUGACCUAGAGCCAGUGAAGAAGAUUGAGCCCAUGGUUAUCCAUGUUCCCGCUCCAUUCUCAUUUCACAGUACCAAAGCCGUGCCUUGGAACUAUGAGCAUGUAGUUUAUGUGGGUAACAAACCAGUUAUCUUGAAAGAGCUAGAUGUGACUAACAUCGCUGGAGCUAGUGGUGUGACUCGAAGUGGAAGGGUUUUCGCUCCUGAAGUGAUCCCAAACAAAGAAAGUGCACCAAAAGUUGAACCAACAAAGGGGAAAGAGGUGAAUCCUCCAGAAGCAGGAGAAGGCUCAUCUAAGAAAGCAGUGACUGCUGAAGAGGAUAGAGAAUUCUUGAAAAUCAUCAAGAAGGGUGACUACAAGGUCGUAGAUCAGCUCAACCAAACUCCUUCAAAAAUCUCCAUUCUUUCUCUACUUAUGAGUUCUGAGGCUCAUACGACUGCUCUAUUGAAGUUCUCGAACGAAGCUUAUGUGGUAGAGGACAUCAGUGUUAUUCAGUUUGAUAAUGUGGUUGCUAAUCUCAAUGCUAGUAGUUGUUUGAUGUUGUCUGAUGAUGAUUUACCCCCUAAUGGGCGAGAACAUAAUAUGGCGCUUCAUAUCUCCAUUCAGUGUACAGAUGUUACGUUGGCUCGAGUACUGGUAGAUACAGGUUCAUCCUUGAACGUGUUACCUAAGACUACCCUGGCACAAUUGAAUAUUGAAGGGGUGCAGAUGAGACCCAGUGCUUUGAUAGUGAAAGCUUUUGAUGGGUCUAAGCGAAUAGUUAUUGGGGAGAUUGACCUCCCAAUCCUGAUUGGCCCUCAAACUUUCCGUAUUACCUUCCAGGUAAUGGAUAUUAGGCCUGCCUAUAGCUGUCUAUUAGGCAGACCUUGAAUCCAUGUUGCUGGAGCUGUCACCUCGACACUUCACCAGAAGCUGAAGUUUGUUACUUCUGGUAAGCUGGUAUUAGUAUCCGGAGAGGAAGAUAUUUUCGUCAGCCAUUUGACUUCUUUCAGAUACAUUGAAGUAGGUGAAGACAUUGUUGAAACUCCUCUCCAAGCCCUUGAAGUGGUCAAUAUGGUCCAGACUAAGCCGAAACUUGUUGAAGAACCCAAGAGGGUCAUGUCCUCGUGGAAGAGUGUGAAAGCUACAAUUGAAGCUGGUUGCCCUGGAAGUUGGGGCACAUUGAUUGAAUUACCAGUCAAGAAAGACAAGUGCGGAUUAGGAUAUCAGCCGUCUAUUGAACUUUUCAAAGAUCAGAAGAUACAUCAGGGCAAGGUUCCUAGCAUCCAGGAAAUAUUCUCCAAAGCUGGUUUCCGAAGUGAUGAUCAAGUGAAUGCUCUUGAAGAUGAAGAUCCAGAUUUGUCCAAGAUGGUGUUUCGUGGACCUCCGAAUGCCUCUCUCACUAACUGGAAGGCAACAGAUGUUCCGGAUAUAGUUUCUUUUUCAAAGUAAUUUACUGUUUUCUAAAAACAUCCAAUGCCACGCCCAAGGCGUAUGGAUAGCUUUGUAGGGCCCAUUUUGUGUUAAUAUUUAAGCCUUAUCAUCAAUACAAAGCACAUUUUUUGA
Molecule: messenger RNA, 3905 nt
Organism: Lathyrus oleraceus (garden pea)
Lineage: Eukaryota; Viridiplantae; Streptophyta; Magnoliopsida; Fabales; Fabaceae
Exons: 2
Coding region: 1788-3230 (480 amino acids)
Biological process (GO): proteolysis
Molecular function (GO): aspartic-type endopeptidase activity
Source: RefSeq, a predicted model, not a curated record